This is a messenger RNA of Staurois parvus, 324 nucleotides long. NCBI's taxonomy places the organism in Eukaryota, Metazoa, Chordata, Amphibia, Anura, Ranidae. The record is from the annotation of a GenBank genome assembly.
UACUGUGUGAGCUGUGAUUGGUCACAGCUUGUCACAUGGUACAAGGCUGUUGUGAAUAGUCCUGUACCAUGUGAUCUCUGUGAUCAUUCACAGAUUUCACACGUAGUAAGCAAUGAUAUCAGAAGUAACAUCUUGCUUACUACUGUUCAUGUGAUCACCGAUUGGCCAAUCAGUGCGCUAUUCAUGGCCUCGGCUGUCGAUCACCGGGUCCCGGCCGGUGAUUGCCGACCGGCACCCAGUGAUUGCCGCGCAAAGCUGACAGGUGAGAGACCUGAGUGUAAACACCACAGAUCUCUCUCCUGCCAGCAAGGACAUGCUGCUUUG